Molecule: messenger RNA, 589 nt
Organism: Merops nubicus (carmine bee-eater)
Lineage: Eukaryota; Metazoa; Chordata; Aves; Coraciiformes; Meropidae
Product: laminin subunit beta-1-like
Exons: 4
Coding region: 22-564 (180 amino acids)
Source: RefSeq, a predicted model, not a curated record
CAAUGCGAAUGCCGACCCCACAUGUUUGGACGUCAGUGCAACCAGGUGGAGCCCGGCUAUUACUUCAUUUCACUCGAUCAUUACAUCUACGAGGCAGAGGAAGCCAGCCUGGGUCCCGGAGUAAACAUAAUAGAACGGCAGUACACGCCAGACCGCACACCAUCGUGGACAGGCAUAGGAUUUGUAAGGGUCCCUGAGGGGGCCUACCUGGAAUUCUACAUCGACAACAUCCCCUACUCCAUGGAGUAUGACAUUCUGAUCCGCUAUGAGCCACAGCUUCCAGAUCAGUGGGAAAAAGCUGUGAUCAGUGUCUCACGCCCGGGCAAGAUUCCCACAGGUAACCGCUGUGGCAAUACGGUUCCUGAUGACGAUAAUCAGGUUGUCUCACUGUCACCCGGCUCCAGAUACGUUGUUCUUCCACGGCCUGUCUGCUUUGAGAAGGGGCUGAAUUACACCAUCCGCCUGGAGCUGCCCCAGUACUCCUCGGUGGAUACAGAGACAGAGAGCCCAUACACGCUCAUUGACUCUGUGAGCAGAAAUUAUUUUGGGGAUGCCCUGGGGUAAAAGCGUAUUUAAAAGCCCGCAAGUU